Molecule: messenger RNA, 852 nt
Organism: Phytophthora sojae
Lineage: Eukaryota; Oomycota; Peronosporomycetes; Peronosporales; Peronosporaceae
Exons: 6
Coding region: 1-852 (283 amino acids)
Source: RefSeq, a predicted model, not a curated record
AUGGAGACCCGAGCCCAUCCUCCCAAGCGUGUGUCGCAGGACCCUGCGCUCGGGGGACGGACUGUUCGCCUUGAGGCGCCAGACGAGCUGGCAGGCAACUGGGAUGGCCCGGUCUACGCGACGCUGUCGAGGGAGACCAAGCUGCUUCAACCGACUGACCGCGGACCGUUUUGCCGUGACGAGCCUCCACGCGCGCUGCAGGAGCACGUGGACGUGCAGUUCUGGAUCCCUCACUGGAGGCUGACGCUCCCAAGCCGCGACCUCUCGGGCGAGCUGCUGGAACGACCCCUGCUGUCCCUCUUUCGCUUCGUGCGGGUGGUGGCGUACUCACCUGCCUCUUCGCUCGUGCUGGUGGAUGAGAUUGACGUUCUCCUGGAGCCUGGCUCCGGGUUCAUCUGCUACGUGGCCAUUCGGCACUUCGUGAGUGAAGCCCGGCAGAUCGUGGUGGUCCCUUUGGACGACGUGCGCGUCAACCACAUCAGCUGCGCCGAAUACGUGCUCGGAUUCCGUCACCGGCGACCUCAACCUACCUCGCCUGGCGAGUUUACGAACCUGUGGAAUAGUAUUCCUGCGCUCAGUAAUAAUGAUGCAUCGACGGUUAUGCAGCAUAUUGCCGCAGCUUUUCCCUCUACUGUGUCGGACCUUUGCGCCGGCCGGCGCCUUCCUGAAAUGGACGUCGACCAGGAGAGCCUCCCACCGCCAGUCCUCCCUCUGUUGACAUCGGACGAGACGCGGCUGACCCCGAUUGACGAGCUCUCCCUCUUGGCCAGGCCGAGUGACAACCGGACAAUCCGCUUGUUCGUGUUUUACUCGAGCAGCAGAGGGCAUCUAUGGAAGCCACGCAAGCUAUGA